Messenger RNA from Symbiodinium natans, 4563 nucleotides. The record is from the annotation of a GenBank genome assembly. NCBI's taxonomy places the organism in Eukaryota, Dinophyceae, Suessiales, Symbiodiniaceae.
AUGCUGCAUGCUGUUCGCGACCGACGGAGAUGGCAGGACAAGGCAAUCUGCCUGAACAGUGCGGAGUUCCGCGAUAGUCAAACUUUGCGGUGGAUGACGAACGCAUACAUGACCGCUCGCUCGGUGACGAUUGACGUUCGUCAGCUGGCCAUGUUGCCAAUGUUUCCGGACAAUUUAUUUCUUCAAUGGCAGGGCAGACGGGUAAUCGGAGGUCCUGGCGCUUUGCACAACAUGGCUGGAUUCGAAAGUGCUCUGCCGCUGAUGGGGCGGGCCACCUUCGACUUGAUUUUGCCGGAGAAUCUCGUUGGCAUGUACAUCGGCCUCCGCGACUGGUCGGAUUGGCGUGCUCAUACACAGGCGUACUACCGUAUCGACAACAUCUUCACGGACGAAGUAACAGUGUCUUUCGGCACCGGGGACAGCCCUCCUCAGCCUCAUCCUGGCCGUGUUCUCGCAUUCCGACCCAAGCAGUCCCAUCGAUUCUCUAUACGGUGGGAUGCCACGGUUUUUGAGUUGUUUGUGGACGGCGUCGGAAUUUCAACUGUUCAACCUGCGCAACAAGGAGGUCCUGAGCUUCCAGAUGCUUUGGCCAAGCUAUUCGUUUGGACAUUCGUUCGGCCAGUUGCAAACAUUGUGCCAGCAAUUCAGUAUCGACCAAUUCCCUCAGCUGUGUCGCGCAGUGCGAACAUCAUGUGCGCAAUUUGCAGUCGCAGUCACACCCUGUUUCUGCCUCGAUGGCACGUUUGCCCUUCCUGCUGCACGUGGGUGUGUUCCGGGCAUGUGCGACAGAAUCGGUGGCGCUUGUGUCCUCGCUGUCCGAAUCGCCUGGAAGACUACGUCGGUGGUGCCUCCAACUUUCAUGCCGGGCAGCUUUCAGAACAGAAUUCGAAUGGUGUCAUGGAUGAUUGGGACUUAUUUUGGGGUGGCAGUGUGUUGGACGAGACACUCUACAAUCUGCCGACAUUUUUUUUCUCCUUCGCGUACCUCAAGAGUCUUGCGUGCGCCUCCAAACGCAUGCUGCAUGCUGUUCGCGACCGACGGCGAUGGCAGGACAAGGCAAUUUGUCUGAACAGUGCAGAGUUUCACGACACUCAAACUUUGCGGUGGAUGAUGGAGGCAUACAUGUCGGCUCGCUCGGUGACGAUUGACGUUCGUCAGCUGGUCAUGUUGCCAAUGUUUCCGAACAAUUUGUUUCUUCAAUGGCAGGGCAGAUGGGUGAUCGGAGGUCCUGGCGCUUUGCAAAACAUGGCUGGAUUUGAAAGUGUUCUGCCGCUCAUGGGAUGCGCCACCUUCGACUUGAUUAUGCCGGAGACUCUCUUUGGCAUGCACAUCGGCGUCCGCGACUGGUCGCAUUGGCGUGCUCGCACACAGGUGUACUGCCGUAUCGACGACGUCUUCACGGACGAAGUCAGAGUGUCUUUCGGCACCGGAGACAGCCCUCCUCAGCCUCAUCCUGGUCGUGUUCUCGCAUUACGACCACAGCAAUCCCAUCGUUUCUCUAUUCGGUGGAAUCCUACGGUUUUUGAGCUGUUUGUGGACGGUGUCGGAAUUUCAAAGGUUCGACCUGCGCAACAAGGAGGUCCUGAACUGCCGGGUUCUUUGGCCAAGCUAUUCGUUUGGACAUUCGUUCGGCCAGUUGCAAACAUCGUGCCAGCAAUUCAAUAUCGACCAAUUCCCUCGGCUGUCUCGCGCAUCGCGAGCAUCACCUGUGCAAUUUGCAGUCGCGCUCACACCUUACUUCUGCCUCGAUGGCACAUGUGCCCUUUCUGCUGCACGUGCGUGUGUUCUGAACAUGUGCGAGACACUCGGUGGCGCUUGUGCCCUAGCUGUCCCAAUCGCCUGGAAGACUACGUCGGUGGUGCUUCCAACUUUGAGGCGCCGUACAUCACGGCUCAUGAUUUCUGGAGUCGACUUGAAGAGCAGCAUGAACAAAGUGACAAGUUUACCUGUGUUGUCUCGAAAAUCCUGAGACAGAAUGCAAACCUGGUGGACAAAAUGCCUUUGGUGCUGCAGCUUCUUCCGGAUCCGCAACAACGAUCUGAGAUGAGUAAGCGUGUCUGGGAGCGUACGCUGUUUCGGGCACGAGCUAUGAUGGGUCUUCUCGAUCAGCGGCAGGAUCUACUCCUUUUCAGGUUUCUGCACGCAGAAGGCGAGCAUCUUUCCAGAAACAGCGCGAAUCCCUUGGAUGGUCUUCCGCAUCCGAAGGAUUUCGAAAGCUUCGAGGAUGUAUGGCGCUGCAUGGCUUUGGAAAGUGGAGUGCAACUGCACCUACAAUUGGUCUCUCAACAGCAGCAGCGAAGCCACGAAGCUUCUCUUCGCAAACACUGGACAGAAGAUCAAGGAGGAGCCCAGAACGUCCAAUCCAUGAGCCACGCGCAAUGGUUUCGGUUGAGUUGCCACCGUGCAGAAGCUCUUCGUCGACGGCAAGAAGGCAUGCGGCAUGAAUCCGCUUCUGCAGUUGCCGACAAUGACCUGCUUUGGCAAAGAAGCUUUAGUCCGUUUUGCUGUCCGACAUACGGACCUAGCACUUCUUUAAUUCGAUUGCCCGCCUUCAGCUUCCGAGACAUCGAACUUCCGACCUUGGACGUCAUUCCUGAUGAUUGGAUGAACUUGCGGUGUCCGGAAGUGCAGUGCAAACUAUUAUCUAACGCCCAUCAGCACACCAGAGACUCUCGCGCUUCCUUCCUUGCGAGCAGUCACACGUACUAUGUUGAUGGAGAAAAGAUUCCUCUGUCUGUGACUGGCUUGGUUCAUCUUUUCGUGGAGGAUUUUGACGCCGACAAGGCGAUUGCCAUGAUGAAGCAGUCUCGUCGUUGGCCAAGACCGGAGUAUUCCGCCAGGGUGGAAGAACGAUUGGAGCCUCUGAGCGAUGAACUGAUCAAGGAAAUGUGGAAACACAAUGGCGUGGAGGCUGCAAACCGAGGCACGUGGAUGCACCUUCAGUUCGAAGUUUUGCUCAACGCCGGCUCUGUCCCUGACAUGUCUGCAGAAGUGGUUGCGAUGCUACAGGCUCGUCGCAGUGCGACAAACUGGCAGGAUGCUUCCGGUGGUUCCUCGCAAGUUGGUGAUGCUUUGUCUAAUUCAUCAUUUGAGAGGCAGAUUGAUGAGGAUAUCGCUAUGCAAGAAGAAGCCUUGCGUCAGCUGGAUCAAGAGAUGCCUGACGUAUCAGGCGGGGAGCCAGGCGACGCUUUGCUUGUCCAAAGAGAAUCGCAAGUGGGGGACGAAGCAGAAGAACAGUCUUUAGCUAUUCAGGCGGCUGUUCCUCCUGCGGCGCUGGAUAACGCAAAGAAGCGGCGACUGCUCCCUGGCGCAUCCUCGACCUCAGCGGAUUUCGAUCACUUGUUUACCGUUGCCACUGAAGCUUGCGAUGCAUCCUUGGCCAAUCGACCUGAGUUGCCUCAUGAUCUUAACUCUGGGUCGAUCCAACUGCAGGCCAAGCGGCAUUUGGACUUUGUGCGAAGGCGGCAUCCAACUUGGGAGGAAGACUUGGUCCGACUGGACGCGGAGGACAAGAGGGUGAUGCCCCCUCCGGACGAUCAUGGCCGGACAAAGCAGCUGAAAUGCUUAGCAAAAUUAUUGCUUAGCAGUGUGCUAAUGUUUACCCAGGCCAACUUUAAUUCCAUCUAUCGGCGUUGCCUGGUUUGGCAGCCCUUGCCGAUAUUCGUGGAUGACACCAACUUCGGCAAGGAUUACGAUGAUCCAGAUGCUGACGGCAUUUUCAAGAAGGAUCCUUCUUUGAGAGCUUGGUUAGAAAGCGGACCUGCCAUCGCCGUGGCCUUAGAACUGCAGCACGGGUUUGAGACCCACUAUUCCAGGGAUGAGUGCUUUCACAUGAUCGAGAACUAUGCCACGAGUGGCCUCACGGAAAAGAAGGUGCGCGAGGCUUGCGGACUGCCUCCGCCCGAGGAUCGCGACGGAAACCCCAUGCGCUCCGAGCUUGUGUGUCAGCUUGAGCAAAGAGAAGCCGCCCAGAAGGAAGAUGAAAUGAAACAAGCUGCCCUUCAACAGGAUCCACUCCUGAAAAGCCUGCAGCGCACUGUGGCAUUCUGUUUGGGCCUGGCCACAUCCAAGCCAGAUGGGGGCAGGAAGCGGCAUCUGACCAAAGUUUGGUGGCAGCGAUUUUCGGCCUCCAAAAUAGGUGCUCCGAAAGAACAGUGGGCUGACCUGGAGAAGGCAGAGUAUCUUCUUCCUGCUGACUCAAAGCCGGACACUGAGCACUUCAUUCCAUUUAUACCCUGCGAAAACAACAUUGAAGACGUUCUGCAGGUGCAGUGCCAGGAAGAGGCUACCAAAAUCAAUGAGUGUUUGAAUGCUGCCAGACUGUGGGAAGUCGUUGAAAGGGAUCCUAGCAGAAGCGCCAAUGCCGAGCUUCUUAACGUCUUUUACACAACGGUCUUGGACAGGCUCAGAAGCGGAAAAGGCAAGAAAACUGUGCAGCAACAACACAGAAUCAGCGAAUGGCUGGGCUUCAAGACGAAACUGGAGAAGCACGAGGAUUGCGCUCGACAGCUAUUGGAGGCGCUUGAGAAAAAAGCCGCUUGGGCAACUUUCUCAAGUCACUGA